Molecule: messenger RNA, 2247 nt
Organism: Rotaria sp. Silwood1
Lineage: Eukaryota; Metazoa; Rotifera; Eurotatoria; Philodinida; Philodinidae
Source: the annotation of a GenBank genome assembly
AUGGCUGGAUUUGAUCAUAGUGGUAUAUUUUUUUCGGAUAAUUUUGUUGAUAAUAAUUUUGAAUAUGAGAAUGAAUUUAAUCGAGCAUCGAUUAAAAAAAAGUUUAAAAUGUUUAUUAGAGAAUUUCAUAUAAAUAAUCUAUUUAUUUAUCGUGAAAUGUUACGAAGAAAUUAUAAUAGUCGACGAUAUUGGAUUGAUAUUGAAUUACGUCAUUUAAGUGAUUAUGAUGAUAAUCUUUGUGAUCAUCUUAAAAAACAACCAACUGAACUUUUAUCAUUAUUUGAAGAAGCAGCUAAAGAAGUAGCUGAUGAAAUAACACGUCCACGUCCCGAUGAUGAAAUUGAUAUGCAUGAUAUACAAAUAAUGUUAAUGUAUGAUGCACAUCCAUUGCAUCUACGACAUUUAAAAUCAGAAUAUGUAUCGAAAUUGAUAAAAACUGUUGGUAUUGUUAUUGCAGCAAGUAGCAUAAGAACAAAAGCUUCACAUAUUGCUAUACAAUGUCGUUCAUGUCGAAAUAUUAUUUCAAAUAUUAAAGUUAAACCUGGUUUAGAAGGUUAUGCAUUGCCAAGAAAAUGUAAUAGUAUAACUCAACCAGGUCAACCAUCAUGUCAACUUGAUCCAUAUUUUGUUAUGCCUGAUAAAUGUCAAUGUAUUGAUUUUCAAAUUCUUAAAUUACAAGAAGCACCAGAAUUUGUACUACAUGGUGAAAUGCCAAAACAUAUUCAACUUUAUUGUGAUCGUAAUCUUGUUGAUCGUGCAAUGCCAGGUAAUAAAAUCACACUUGUUGGUAUUUAUUGUAUUAAACGAAAUGUUUCAAUGAGUAAAAUGCAAGGAAAAGAAAAAUUAAAUAUUGGUACACGUCAACCAUAUGUACGUGUACUUGGUAUUCGUAUUGAUACAAAUGGUAUUGGACGUUCAUCAGCUCAAACAUUAACAACAAGUGAAGAAGAAGAAUUUAUACAUUUCUCACAUACAUCGAAUAUUUAUGAUGUUAUUUCAAAUAGUAUUGCACCAUCAAUUUAUGGUGCAAAUGAUAUAAAAAAAGCUAUUGCUUGUUUACUUUUUGGUGGUUCAAGAAAACGUUUACCCGAUGGUUUAUUUCGUCGUGGUGAUAUUAACGUUUUACUUGUCGGUGAUCCUGGUACUGCUAAAUCUCAAUUAUUAAAAUUUAUUGAAAAAGUUGCACCAAUUGGAGUUUAUACAAGUGGUAAAGGUAGUAGUGCAGCUGGUCUUACGGCAAGCGUUAUUCGAGAUCCAAAUUCGAAAAAUUUUGUUAUUGAAGUGUUUAGUGGAGUUGAAAUAACUUCUAUACUAUAUAUAUAUGAUGAAAGUUUAGGUGGUGCUAUGGUAUUAGCUGAUGGUGGUGUUGUUUGUAUUGAUGAAUUUGAUAAAAUGCGUGAAGAUGAUCGUGUUGCUAUUCACGAAGCAAUGGAACAACAAACAAUUUCUAUUGCUAAAGCCGGUAUUACAACAACAUUAAAUUCACGAUGUAGUGUAUUAGCAGCAGCUAAUUCAAUAUAUGGUCGAUGGGAUGAUUUAAAAGGCGAUGAUAAUUUAGAUUUUAUGCCAACUAUUCUUUCACGUUUUGAUAUGAUUUUUAUUAUUAAAGAUGAACAUGAUGAAAAACGAGAUACGACAUUGGCUAAACAUGUUAUUAAAAUUCAUAUGAAUAUUUUAAAUACAGAUGAUAAUACUGGUGAUAUGAGUAUACAAAAAUUAAAAAAAUAUAUUGCUUAUUGUCGAAGUAAAUGUGGACCUCGUUUAUCGGAAAGUGCUUCUGAAAAAUUACGAAAUCAAUAUGUUGUUAUGCGUAAUGGUACAAGUAUUUAUGAACGUGAAAUUGGCAAAAAAACAGCUAUUCCAAUUACAGUCCGACAACUUGAAGCAUUAAUCCGUAUUGCUGAAAGUUUGGCAAAAAUGCGUUUAGCACCAUUUGCUGAUGAAGGUGAUGUUGAUGAAGCUCUUCGAUUAUUUCAUGUUUCGACUCUUUCAUCAGCUGGUUCUGGAAAUUUAGCUGGUAUUGAAGGUUUUACAACACCCGAAGAUCAAAAAGAAAUUGCACGUAUUGAAAAACAAAUUCGACGUCGAUUUGUUAUUGGUUCACAAGUAUCUGAAUAUGCUAUUGUUCAAGAUUUUAUUCAACAAAAUUAUUCUGAACGUGCUAUUUAUAAAGUUCUUCAUGCAAUGGUACGUCGUGGUGAUGUUCAAUAUCGUAUGCAACGUAAAGUUCUUAUUCGUGUUAGAUAA